GUCACUCCAGAGAACGCGUUUCUACUGUUCCAGAGUCCAAUGGUGGCGAGCUUUACACCACUCCAGCCGACGCUUGGCAUUGCACAUGGUGAUUUUAGGCUUGUGUGCGGCUGCUCGGCCACGGAAACCCAAUUCAUGAAGCUCCAUAUUAACAGUUCUUGUGCUGACAUUGCCUCCAAUGUAGUGAGUUUUGUAACCGAGGACAGAUGAUUUUUACGAGCUUCAGCAUUCGGCGGUCCAGUUCUGUGAGCUUGUGUGGUCUACCACUUCGCAACUGAGCCGUUGUUGCUCCUAGACAUUUCCACUUCACCAUAACAGCACUUACAGUUGACCAGGGCAGCUCUAGCAGGGCAAAAAAUUGACGAACUGACUAUGAUGGCGCCACGUUGAAAGUCACAGCUCUUCAGUUAAGCCAUUCUACUGCCAAUGUUUGUCUAUGGAGAUUGCAUGGCGGUGGGCUCAAUUUUAUACACCUGUCAGCAACAGGUGUGGCUGAAAUAGCCGAAUCCACUAAUUUGAAGGGGUGUCUACAUACUUUUGUAUACAUAGUGUAUCAUGUAGUUGUCACACAACACAUUAAGCUAGAUUUAGCAAGUAUCUGUGACUCAUUGAUAUCAUUAACAAUAAACAAUUGAAUACUGUCACUUGGCACAAAUGUGGGAAUAGUGUGUGUGUUAGUAGUUUCUCAUAUUCAGAAGAAAGCCAAGUAUCACUUUCACACAAUGUGAGGUGUUGCGAUUGCCACAGACUUAUUCCCUUUCCCCACAUGAACUGCUGGCUGGGCAGAGAUCUCAGGAAAGCAGGUUUCGGGGAUCUGUGCCAAGAACAGGCUCCAGUCUAGACAAUGCAAGUACCACUUAACCUUAUGCCCAGCAAAUGUCUCACGCUUUUCAACCAAUCCCAAAUUAUUAUGAAGAUCAUUCAUAAUAACAUGUAGGUAUAGCUAAACACACGUACCUAAUGCAUGCAUUCUCAUUGAUCUGAAACAAUAUGCAAGGUAGAUGUACGCAGUCAAUACAGAUUUGGAAACUUCUUAGUGUAUUAUUUCACAAUGCAUAUCAGUCAAAGAUGCCACUUACUUUUCAAGGCAACUUCGGAAAGAUGCUGGUACACCUGUCGAAUAGAGAAUUUAUUGUCACCGCCUACUUUCAGCUCUGUGAUCUCGCGAUACCAAACCAAAAAGCCACGGAACCAUCAUGGCUGAGGAGGAGGUGGCCAAGCUGCAGAAGCACCUAGCCUUGCUGAGGCAGGAGUAUGUGAAGAUGCAGCAGAAGCUGGCUGACACAGAGAGGCGAUGUGCCGUGCUGGCUGCUCAAACCUCCGGCCAGGGCUCCACCAACACCUUCGGAACCGGGGCAGGAGACACCUUCAUCAGCCGUCUGCUUGACAUCGUGGCCCAGCUCUACCAGCAGGACCAGUACAGUGAUCUGAAGGUGACGGUUGGAGAGAUGACACUCAACGCUCACAAGUUUGUCCUGGCUGCUCGCAGUGAUGCCUGGAGCCUGGCCAACCUGGCCUCCACCUCAGAACUGGACCUGUCUGAUGCCAAACCGGAGGUUGCCAUGGCAAUGUUGCGCUGGGCCUACACAGACAACCUGGAGCUCAGCGAGGACGAUGCCUUCCUCAUCGACCUGAUGAAGCUGGCCAACCGCUUCCAACUGCAGCUGCUUCGAGAGAGGUGUGAGAAAGGGGUGAUGUCAUCGGUGAACGUGAGAAACUGUAUCCGGUUCUACCAGACGGCCGAGGAGCUGGAUGCCACAACCCUCAUGAACUACUGUGGAGAGAUCAUCGCCAGCCACUGGGAUGACCUGAGGAAAGAGGACUUCAGCACUAUGAGUGCUCCGCUGCUCUACAAGAUGAUUAAGUCUAAAACGGAGUUCCCACUUCACAAAGCCAUCAAGGUCGAGAGGGAAGACGUGGUCUUCCUCUACCUCAUUGAGAUGGACUCGCAGUUGCCUGGGAAGCUGAAUGAACUGGACAACAAUGGGGACUUGGCCAUGGACCUGGCUCUGUCUGGUAAACUGGAGAGUAUCGCCACAACGCUGGUCAACAACAAGGCAGAUGUGGACAUGGUUGACCAGAGUGGUUGGAGCCUUCUGCACAAAGCCAUCCAAAGAGGUGACGAGUUUGCCUCCACUUUCCUGAUCCGCCACUCGGCCCAGGUGAACGCGGCCACGGUCGGCGCGGUGGAGACCCCCCUGCACCUGGUGUGUUCCUUCAGUCCCAGGAAGCACUCUGGGGACGUGAUGAGUGGCAUGGCCCACAUCGCUGAGGUUCUGCUCAAGACAGGGGCCAACCCCAACAUGCAGAACAGCAAGGGAAGAACUCCUUUGCAUGAAGCGGUGGUGUCGGGGAACGAGCCUGUGUUCAACCAGCUCCUGCAGUGCAAACAGAUGGACCUGGAGCUGAAGGACCAUGAGGGUAGCACAGCUCUGUGGCUGGCCCUGCAGUACAUCACCGUGUCCUCUGACCCCAACGUUAACCCCUUCGAGGACGAAGCUGUGGUGGUGGAGAACGGAACAUCGUUUGAUGAAAACAGCUUUGCAGCCCAGCUCAUGCAGAGAGGCAGUAACCCAGACGCACCAGACACCGCCACAGAGAACUGUCUACUGCAGAGGGCAGCAGGUGCAGGCAAUGAGGCUGCCGCCCUCUUCCUGGCCACACAUGGGGCAAAGGUCAACCAUGCCAACAAAUGGGGUGAAACCCCUCUCCACACGGCGUGUCGCUGUGGUCUGGCGGACCUGACGGCAGAGCUGCUCCACCAGGGGGCUAACCCUAACCUGCAGACUCAGAAGGCCCUCCCCGAUGAGGCCCAGGGGGUGUCCCUACAGAGCCCCCUCCACAUGGCCAUUGUACACAACCACCCUGACGUGGUGUCAGUCAUCCUGGAGCAGAAAGCCAAUGCUCUUCAUGCCACCAACAACCUGCAGAUCAUCCCAGAUUUCAGCCUCCUAGACUCCAUGGACCAGACGGCGUUGGGUCUUGCCCUCUGGACAGGUAUGCACACCAUAGCAGCCCAGCUCCUGGGUUCUGGGGCAUCCAUCAACAACACCAUGUCCAACGGUCAGACCUUGCUCCACAUGGCCAUCCACAGACAGGACAGCAAGAGUGCUCUGUUCCUCCUGGAACACCAGGCUGACAUCAACGUCAGGACCCAGGAGGGAGAGACGGCGCUGCAGCUGGCCAUCAGUAAUCGGCUUCCCCUGGUGGUGGACGCCAUCUGCACGCGGGGCGCGGACAUGUCCGUGGUGGACAAGAGGGGGCACCCUCCUCUGUGGCUGGCCCUGGAGAAUGGCCUAGAGGACAUCGCCUCCACACUGGUUCGACACGGUUGUGACGCCACCAGCUGGAGCCCUGGUCCCUCAGGCUGUCAGCAGACCCUCCUCCACAGGGCUGUGGAUGAGAACAAUGAGGUCACCGCCUGUUUCCUCAUCCGCAGAGUUUGGUCAACUUUUCCACUUCUUUAUUUAUGUGGUUGUGAUGUGAACAGCCCGCGGCGGCCAGGCCCUAACGGGGAGGGGGGUGAGGAGGCCAGGGACGGACAGUCACCGCUCCAUCUGGCAGGCAGCUGGGGGCUGGAGGAGGUGGUACAGUGCCUUCUGGAGUUUGGAGCCAACGUCAACACACAGGACGCAGAGGGCCGAGCUUCAAUCCACGUUGCCAUUAGCAGCCAGCACAGCGUCAUCAUCCAGCUGCUCAUCUCCCACCCGGACAUCCGUCUGAACGUACGUGACCGCCAGGGGAUGACACCCUUCGCCUGCGCCAUGACCCACAAGAACAACAAGGCUGCAGAGGCCAUCCUCAAGAGAGAGCCUGGGGCUGCCGAACAGGUGGACAACAAAGGACGUAACUUCCUGCAUGUGGCGGUGCAGAACUCUGACAUCGAGAGUGUUCUGUUCCUGAUCAGUGUCCAGGCCAACGUGAACUCCCGUGUGCAGGACGCUGCCAAGCAGACCCCUCUACAUCUAGCUGUUCACGCUGCCUCCGAAAUGAUCGUCCGUAACCUGCUGCUGGCCGGGGCCAAAGUGAAUGAGCUGACCAAACACAGACAGACCGCUCUACACCUGGCAGCCCAGCAGGACCUGGCCACUAUCUGCUCUGUGCUGCUGGAAAACGGAGUGGACUUCACCGCUGUGGACGAGAAUGGCAACAACGCUCUGCACCUGGCCGUAAUGCAGGGUCGGCUUAAUAAUGUGCGAGCCCUUCUCACAGAGUCCAACAUCGACGCAGAGGCCUUCAAUCUCCGGGGCCAGUCACCGAUGCACGUCUUGGGGCAAUAUGGGAAAGAGAAUGCGGCGGCCAUCUUUGAGCUUUUCUUGGAGUGUAUGCCUGAGUACCCUCUGGACAAAGUGGACAAUGAAGGGAACACCGUUCUGUUGUUGGCCUACAUGAAGGGCAACGCUAACCUGUGUCGUGCCAUCGUGAGGUCUGGUGCACGUAUGGGCCUCAACAACAACCAGGGAAUCAACAUCUUCAACUACCAAGUAGCCACCAAGCAGCUGCUCUUCCGCCUCCUAGAUAUGUUGUCCAAAGAGCCCCCGUGGUGUGAUGGAUCAAACUGUUAUGAAUGUGCUGCCAAGUUUGGCGUCACCACAAGGAAACAUCACUGCCGUCACUGCGGCCGCUUGCUCUGCCACAAGUGUUCUAUAAAAGAGAUCCCCAUCAUUAAGUUUGACCUGAACAAGCCCGUGCGGGUCUGUGAUGUCUGCUUCGACGUGCUGACUCUGGGUGGGGUGUCCUAAUGCAGUGGACAGCCUGCUCCUCCAUCCUUCUCUCCCUCCAUCUUCCCACCACCCCGACACCAUAGGCUGGGCAACAACAGGAGAUCGGGUGACUCGGCAGUGGCAGCCAGGGCUAGUUAUUGGACAGAGUUACAGACAGACCACAACCUCUGUACUAUUCAUUCCAGUCUAUCAAAACAUGUUAGCUAAUGUUCCAACAGGACUUAAGAAGUAGAAUAUAAAAACAUUGUACAUGUUUUUUUUUUUUUAAAUCAAAUUAAUCACGUAGUGAAAAUGGGAUAAAAUGAAAGUAGCUUGGCUUGACUCAAUGACUCCUGGACUGGACUGGACUGGUUGGGGAGAGGUAGAUGUUAAUCGUAUUGUCAUGAUUUGACCCCUGAUAUCAUUCAUCGGGUGUUUGAAGGAAUCAUGAGAAUCAUUGAUGAACUUGUGACGGUGUCAGAUUGAGUCAGUGAUGAACGUGUAAUGGUGUCAGAUUGAGUCAGUGAUGAACGUGUAAUGGUGUCAGAUUGAAUCAGUGAAGAACAUGUAAUGGUGUCAGAUUGAAUCAUGAGAAUCGGUGAUGAACGUGAUGGUGUCAGAGCCCUAACCCUGGUCUCGGUUGAGAGCAGACAGACAAGACCGCAUGUGUGCAGCAGCCGAGCUGGCCUACUCAUCAAAUGAAUCCAUCCCUGCACUGUGCUGGUGAGACAGGAAACAGCAGCCGAGCUUGCUGCCCUCUUAAGACCUGCCCUGCCGUUACAAUCAGCCGACCUUUGUCCCGAAAUGUGCACUCGUUCACUUCCCUUCAUGGAUUCAGAAGAAAAAGGACUGCUGUAUUUUCUCUUAGCUGUGUGGCCGUGUGGCCGUGUGGCCGUGUAGCCGUGUGGCCGUGUGGCUGGUUCUAUAUGAACAAGAGACGGGUUGGUUGGAUUUUAAGGGAAUGGAGUUGACAAUUUUUUUCAUAUAUAAAAAAAAAUACAUCUAUUUGAAUUGAUGAUUCAGUGAUGGAAUUAAUGAUUAAAAUGUUCAUGAAACACUAAUGGGGUUAAAUAUAUUGCUGAAUAUAUUGCUGAAUUAACUCAAUACUUAAAGUGAGACCUCUGCUUUAAAAAAAUAAAAAAUCAAAUCUUUGUGAGAUUAUAUUCACAUGAUUUGAAAUGUGACGGAAUAAAACAACCUCCUUAAGUGUUUCUCGACCACACGGUAAAGAUUUAGAGCAUCGGUAAGUGGGACUAGGCACUCAACUAUCACGUGAGGUGUUUUCUAUCAGAACUGGAACGGCUGAGAACACCUUUACCAUUGAGGAUUUGUUAGUCCCAAAAUGCAUAAUAAUUAUUGCUUUGAAAUUGUACUUAUGAUAAAAUACCUAUUAUGCUUAUGCAUGUCAUUUAAUUUGUAGCCUAUACUUUUGUAUUGUCUUAUAAUCAUUGUGAAUUGUGUCGGUUUCCCAGACCACCAAAGUGUACAUUCCAAGUCCAUGAAAUCUGGGUCUUUAGUAAGGUGGUGUUGUUGGGGGGGGGGGGGUGGGGGAUUUAUAUGUAACAUGCUCCAAUUGGUAUUGCCUCAAGUGUUGUCUUGACCUGGCAGGCUAGUUUCCCAGACCCAGAUUAAGAUGAGUCCAGGACAACAACAACAACAAAAAAAGCACUUUCAAUGAACAUGUUCAGGCCUUUAGUCCAGAUAACCAGCCUGUAUGUUUUAAUGCAUCUGGAUUUCAAAACCUAACAGGUGCACUUUAUCAAAGAUCACAUGACAUUUCUGACAUAAGGGGAGAGAAUGUGAGAGGAGUUGGUGGUGGCCAUUGGUCCGUCAGUGGUCCACUAUAAUCAUUGUUAAAUUGUACAGAAAUGUAUAAUAUUUUUGACCACUACAACUGUUUUGUACUUUGUACUUUGUACUACUUUUUUUUGUUUGUUUGUGACAAAACUGAAAUGUUUUGCCUCUUAAUCUUUUCUGAACGUUGUGUUCUCUCUAUGCUCAGAUAUCUAGCCCGUCUCUUCCUUCCGUGUCCUUUUUUUUUUAGAGAAAAGGGAGGACGAAUUUUCAUAAAGUUAAUCAAAAAUAAAA
Oncorhynchus mykiss (rainbow trout) is the source of this 6791-nucleotide messenger RNA. The record is from RefSeq and is a predicted model, not a curated record. NCBI's taxonomy places the organism in Eukaryota, Metazoa, Chordata, Actinopteri, Salmoniformes, Salmonidae.